AUGGCAACGAUCUACAACCUGCCCGCCGAGGUUAUCCUUCUAAUCGUCGAAACGCCGUCCUUCCCCAUCAAUACACUCAACGCGCUCCUCCGCACCAACCGCACUUUCCAUGGUCUCCUCACUCCCUUCCUAUACAAGCGCGCCUCGAAGCUCGCUUCAAGCCCACUCCACUGGUCCGCCGCCCGUGGCUUCAGGAACAACAUUGCGCCUCUUGUUGCCGCCGGAUGCGACAUCGAAGUCAAAGACUGGACCAAUAGGACGCCCCUCAUGGCCGCCGCCUUAUCCAACCACCUCGACACAGUCCGCGCGCUCCUAGAUAACGGCGCAAACAUCAAUGAGAACUCCGGCCGUUUCAAUGAUGAUGGUACGGCUCUACACCUUGUUGCCCGUGAUGGCAGUGUUGAGAUGGUAACGCUGCUGUUGGACUACGGUGCGGACGUGAAUGUGCGGGAGGCACGCGGGGCGACACCGCUGCAUUGGGCGGUGGAUACGGGAGGACAGGGAUGUGAGGGUGCGUAUGAGCCGCUUUUGGGGUAUGGUGCAGGGAGCAAUACAGUGCGUGAGAGUGUGGUGGAGCUGCUUCUGGACCGUGGUGCACAGAUUGAUACAGAUCGGGAACAGGAUGGAGAGACGGCAUUGAGGAUGGCCAUAACUAGGGGAAACAUGCGCAUCCUGCGAAAGGAUGGGUAUGCACUGCAUUACGCAGCAGUACAAACAGACUCUAAAGAGAUGCUGAAGGUGCUUCUGGAUGGGUACGAAAAGAGUUUAGAGGUUAAGGAGGCCGGGUACAUCGAUACACAGAACGACGAGGGGAAUACCGCCCUUCACCUAGCUACUCGUGACGAGGCCAGGAGGAUGCGCAUCGAGGCGGGGAAGGCCCUUCAGCAACUCCAGGCAGAGGAACCCACCAGCGAUGGCGAGGCGAGGAUGUGCCCCGCCUAUGUCAUGCAGAAAAGAGCAGAGACAAAUCUCACCGCGUCCGUCCGGCUCCUCCUCGAAAGGGGCGCCAACCCAGACUGCGUCAACGAGAUUGGGCGGCGACCUCUUCACAACGCGGCCGCGAACGGAUACGUCCAGAUGGCGCAAGUUUUACUAGACUAUGGCGCAGAGAUUGAUGCCACCGACGUGGACGGCGUGACGCCGCUGGUUCGGGCAGGAAGGGUGAGUUGGACGGUGAGGAGGAAUCCUGAGCAGCUGGAAGGUAGGAUUGGUGUCGUCAGACUGCUGCGUAAGCGAAAGGCGAUCUGUGAUGGCAUCCAGGAGUGGGAGAAAGGCAAUCAGGCAUUGUCGGACGCACUGGACGAGUAUGAUGAUUGUGACAUGAGCAGCAGCAGCAACAGCAACAGGAGCAGGAGAACAGUCAAAGCAAGCCGCGAGAAUCCUGGGCAUCAUAUAUCGUCAGAAGCAUGCAAGAGCCGUAUUUCUGGGUACGGUACGGCAUGGUAUGGUCUUGUCAGACUGGCCCGUCUCUGCACCGUCUGCACAUCGGCAUGGUAUCAAUCGAGUGGUGAUAUACAUGUAAAUCUAUAG
This is a messenger RNA of Morchella sextelata, 1530 nucleotides long. RefSeq lists its product as uncharacterized. NCBI's taxonomy places the organism in Eukaryota, Fungi, Ascomycota, Pezizomycetes, Pezizales, Morchellaceae. The transcript is spliced from 5 exons. The record is from RefSeq and is a predicted model, not a curated record. Gene Ontology annotation, molecular function: protein binding. The coding region runs from base 1 to 1530 and encodes 509 amino acids.